CCGAUCCGAGUCAGUCCGAUGUCGUACACACUUGAGUGUUUGCUAUCUCUCGGUGGUGUACAAUUCGGCGAUAACCCGAGACGAGGAUCAGAUAUAAUCUGUCUUCCUGCUCUGCCUCUUAACGGACACAGCUCAUGAUGUCAGUGGAAGUUGCCAUCAAGGACGGCGCCAAGACGACUGGGGAGGGCCCGCACUGGGAUGAUACCACGCGCUCUCUCCUGUACGUCGACAUAAUGGACGGGGGCGUCGUACGGUGGAACUCGGUUACUGGGCAACAGGAGGCCAAACAUUUUGAUGAGGAUGUGGGCUUUGUGGUACCGUGCCGGAAGGGUGGUUACAUCAUGGGGCUUGGGCGCAAACUUGCCCAUAUGGACUGGGACAGUGGAAAGGUGACCGUCCUGCACGAGGUGGCCCCGAAAGGCUCUAAAAACAGGUUUAAUGACGGCAAAUGUGACCCAAGAGGCAGAGUGUGGGCAGGCACCAUGGGACGCGAGACGGAACCUGCCAACCCGGAGAGGGAGAUGGGUGAACUGUUCAGUCUCGGGCUGGACGGACAGCUGGUCAGCCACAAGGACAAGAUAGACAUCUCUAACGGCCUGGCGUGGGCAGAGGACAACCGGACUAUGUACUAUAUAGACUCACUCCCCAGGAAGGUGUACGGCUUCGAUUACGACAUUGACACGGGCAAUAUCAGUAACCAGCGAACCGUGGUAGACUUUGGCGAGGGAACUGUCGAUACACUGGGGUUCCCGGACGGCAUGACCAUAGACACUGAGGGUAAACUCUGGGUAGCCUGCUACCGUGUCGGUAAAGUGGUUCGCUUCGAUCCUCUCUCUGGGAAAGAAAUGAGAACUAUCGAAUUUCCGGCACUAAGGACAACGUCAUGCUGUUUUGGCGGGAAAAACUUGGAUGAACUGUAUGUGACCUGUGGUCGCACUGGCGCCUCAGAGGAGGAACUGGAGAAAUACCCCCUGUCUGGUUCUGUGUUCAAGGUCACAGGAUUAGGGGUUAAAGGUUAUCCUGCAACUAUAUAUGAAGGUUAAUCAUGUCAGAAAUUGUAGAAAGGCUUAUCACUCAAUUUAUAGAACAACCGUUUAAAUAAAAAACUUAUGACAAAUCA
Molecule: messenger RNA, 1120 nt
Organism: Mizuhopecten yessoensis (Yesso scallop)
Lineage: Eukaryota; Metazoa; Mollusca; Bivalvia; Pectinida; Pectinidae
Product: regucalcin-like
Exons: 6
Coding region: 135-1043 (302 amino acids)
Biological process (GO): L-ascorbic acid biosynthetic process
Molecular function (GO): enzyme regulator activity; calcium ion binding; gluconolactonase activity
Source: RefSeq, a predicted model, not a curated record